UUCUCAGGUUGUACUUGCACAGAACACACGUUUCGCAUUGCAUUCUAAUUAAAAUACCUGCAUUAUAUAAUUUAAACUCUUGAGAAUGACAUCAAUUGAAAGUCUUCUAGCGCUUGAUGACAAGGAUAAGCACAUAUAUGAAGUAAAAGUGUCACUUGUAGUGGAAAAAAUAGGUGACAGAUAUCCACAAUACUUUCAAGAAGAAUUCAUUGUAGGAGCACUAAAUAAACCGAAAACUAAAGGCUUUCUGUUAGCAGAAUCAAAUCCUCGUAAAGUAGGUAAUAUAUAUGUAAGCUGCAUAGCUUUAACUGUCGCUCUUGAUGCUCCUCAUAAUCCAGAAAGAGAACACUUGGUUAAAUUUGAUGUUGGAGCAACAUCAAAUAGUAUUCACAACAUUCGUAAUGUAAUAUUUUUCAAAGAUUAUUUUAUAUUUAAACGUGCUGUUAAAGAAACAAUGACACAUUUCACUGAUAUGCCUAACACGUCUCAAAUGAUCAUAACUGCCACGGUCACAGUAAUUGAAAAUAGACGGCCUGCGAAAAUAGACUGUAAUGAAUUUGAAGAUCUCAUUUCUGAAAAUAAAGCUCGAGCUUUGUCAGCCCUGGAGGAGCUUUACUUAGAUCAAGAAACUUCAGACUUCACAUUUAUAGUGGGAGAUGCAACGUUUCCAGUCCAUAAAGCCAUUCUUUCGAGUCGCAGCUCCGUUUUUAAAAAAAUGUUUACUGGAAGCUUUUUAGAAAAAUCAUCACAAUCUCAAAAAGUUUCCGAUGUCAGCGUUGAAGCUUUUGGUGAAAUGCUUCGUUUCCUUUAUACUUGUAAAAUUCAAAAUUUAGAUUACGUCGAUGAACUUCUUGCAAUUGCACAUCGAUAUCAGCUUACAAAAUUACAAAAAAAUUGUGAAUUUCAUAUGAUGAAUAAUAUUGAUGAUACAAAUGCGUAUAACGUCUUCCAACUGUCUCAUCGUUAUCGUUGCAGUAUUGAACUCAAACAAAAAUCUUUCAAAGUUUUGAAGAGUGUUUCAACGACAAUGAAGAUUUUCCUAUUUAUUUUACCGUCAUUCAUUACAAUCGUGUUUUCUUUCUCAAAUAUUGAUGAAGUUGCGAAUCAAUCUACCAGACAGCAAGAGGCAAUAGCUGACAUCCUUUCACACUUCCCGAGCUUAAAAGAUGAAAUUCAUAAAAUUGUUGAUUUGAUAAUAAAGUCAAAAGUAUUCGAAAAUAUCGAAAAUGAUUUUCCGCAGGUUUUCAAGUUAUCAAGAAAGGCAGAGAAGCUCGUCGAUUUGCGAAGUAAACUCAAUUUUUGUGAACCUGAUUGCGAGAAAGACGUUUUGAAUGAUUACGAUGAUCUCAUAAUGACAUCGAUUGAAAGUCUUCUAGCACUUGAUGACAAGGAUAAGCGCAUCUAUGAAGUAAAAGUGUCACGUGUGUUGAAAAAUCUAAGUAAUGGUUAUUCAGAAAGCUUUAAAGAAGAAUUCAUUGUAGGAGCACUAAAUAAACAGAUAACUAAAGGCUUUCUGUUAGUAAAAUCCACUCGUCAUCAUUCUGGUUAUAAUUAUUAUAGAAGUGUCAUAUCUGUAACUGUCGUUAUUAAUGCCCCACACAAUCCAAAACGAGAGCGCUUGGUUAAAUUUGAUGUUAGAGCAACAUCAGAUAAUAUAGACAACAUUAAUGAUAAAAAAUUUUUCAAAGAUUAUUUUAAAUUUAAUGGUUCUAUUGAAGAAACAAAGGCAGAUUUCGCUGAUAUGCCCAACACCUCUGAAAUGAUCAUAACUGCUACGAUCACUGUCUUUGAAAAAAGAUUGAGUUACUGUUACGAGUUUGAAGAAGAUCUUAUUUCUGGAAAUAAGGCUCGAACUUUGUCAGCCCUGGAGGAGCUUUACUUAGAUCAAGAAACUUCAGACUUCACAUUUAUAGUGGGAGAUGCAACAUUUCCAGUCCAUAAAGCCAUUCUUUCUAGUCGUAGCCCCGUUUUUAAAAAAAUGUUUACAGGAAGCUUUUUAGAAAAUUCAUCACAAUCUCAAAAAGUUUCCGAUGUCAGCGUUGAAGCUUUUGGUGAAAUGCUUCGUUUCCUUUAUACUUGUAAAAUUCAAAAUUUAGAUUACGUGGACGAACUUCUUGCAAUUGCACAUCGAUAUCAGCUUACAGAUUUACAAAAAACUUGUGAAUUUCAUAUAAUGAAUAAUAUUGAUGAUAUGAAUGCGUAUGACGUCUUUCAACUGUGUCAUCGCUAUCAUUGCAGUAUUGAACUCAAACAAAAAUCUUUCAAAGUUCUAAACAGUAGUCAAUUCCAUAAACUCAAUUUAAAAAUACCUGAUAAAUUCUUAAAUCAACCAGAAAAAGUGCGCGAUGCUUAUGAAGCAAAGAAUCAUAUAGAAAAAAUAUUUCUUGGAUUGAAUGAAGCUGUUAUAAAUUGUGCUGAUGACAAUAAAAAUGAUGGCAGCAAGGCUUCAAAUUAAUACCAUAAAUUCAUCAAAGAAAACUAAUUAACAAAUUUGUUCUGAAAGACUAACAGCACAAAUUAAUAAUGAAA
Messenger RNA from Clunio marinus, 2529 nucleotides. The record is from the annotation of a GenBank genome assembly. NCBI's taxonomy places the organism in Eukaryota, Metazoa, Arthropoda, Insecta, Diptera, Chironomidae.